AUGGAACGAGAUAUUCGACGAGAUCGCGGCGAAUGGCGCGGGUGCCACACAUUCAAGGACAUUGUUCUGGACGACGACUUGGGUGUGAGGGACACGAAGCGCAACGGCGGCCUGAAGAUGGGGAAUACUUACUAUUACUACUACGAGAUUGAUGGAACGCAGGAGUCGCACAACCCGGCACUGCCAUCCACCACCAAUUGCCCUUACCUUCCCGGGCAGGCUGUCAACACUCUGGACGUCCCUUACGAGGUGGCGGAGCGGAAGAGAAGUGCAUCGUUGGGUUCGCUCCGCCCCGGUGAACAGAAGACGAUGAAUCCUGAAGACAAGUUCAUUACGCCCCGGCCUCCACCACCAGUGCCAGGCGGUCAAAUUCGAAGACUCGGCUCUGCACCAGCCGCACAACCUACUAGGGCUAUUUCCCGAGCCGAUUCUACGUCUCCUCCGCCACCCUGGCGUCGUAUGUUCAACAGGAAGCCAUCGACCAGCCGGCUUGCUGAGCGCGGUCGCCAACACGACGAUGAGGCCUGUCCUUUGUCGCCCUACUCUGGAUCGUCAUCGGACGAUAGCAGGAGCAUGGGUUCAUCUGAGCGAAGCCGCUCUCGCGAUCUCUCCCCAGAGUCGCUACGACGCUUCCUCUCCGAUGAGAACCCGUUUGCCAGCACUCCAUCCAGCGCAUAUGGGCGACCGCCUGUUGCCAUCCCCGAUGAUAUCGCCGAGGAGAACGACGACGACGAGAACUUUGCCAAUUCGGCUUACGAGGUUAACCCUUACACGACCAGUCUGUCGCCACCGCCAUUCAAGCGAUCGCAUUCAGACAGUACCCUGCCGGUAGUGCCCGCGCCGAAGGUCCUUACCCGUGAGAAGAAGUACUCCCCGCUUCCUCCCCUCCCCGUCAAGGCGGUGAGGGAUCUUGCGACGGCACCAUCCGCCUCGCGCUUCUCUUUCUCGUCUGACUCUAGCAUCGCCUCAUCCAUCGGCCCCAUCUCCCCCGAGGAUGAUACACCAUCCUUCUACGACUCUACCGAAGAAGAUCGCGACUCCAACGAGAGCGAGACCAGCUUGGUUCAGCCCUUGUCGCUUCCCAGCACAAGGAAGCCAUCUCUGGAGCAGAACUACAGCUUACCCCGCGCUGCUGGAAUCAAGGUCCACCCCGGCGUACAGACUGUCGUCGCCGCCCCAGUUGACAAUGGGCUUGACGACUUGGUCAAUGAGAUGGGCUGGAUGGUCGACGUUAUCCGAGGCAAGGGCAUCUAA
Colletotrichum orchidophilum is the source of this 1254-nucleotide messenger RNA. RefSeq lists its product as uncharacterized. The transcript is spliced from 2 exons. NCBI's taxonomy places the organism in Eukaryota, Fungi, Ascomycota, Sordariomycetes, Glomerellales, Glomerellaceae. The record is from RefSeq and is a predicted model, not a curated record. Bases 1 to 1254 code for a protein of 417 amino acids.